CACCUUUCGUUUCUCCUCGCACACUCUGCUCCCUUCUCACAUAUCUCACACAUCCGAGAAGAAACUUUUCAAAAAAUGGCGUUGCUUGUAGAGAAGACGUCGAGUGGGCGUGAGUACAAGGUCAAGGACAUGUCUCAGGCCGACUUCGGCCGUCUCGAGAUCGAGCUCGCCGAGGUCGAGAUGCCUGGACUCGUCUCUUGCCGCACCGAGUUCGGACCUUCUCAGCCCUUCAAAGGCGCUAGGAUCACCGGUUCUCUCCACAUGACGAUCCAAACCGCCGUUCUCAUCGAAACGCUAACCGCUCUCGGCGCAGAGGUCAGGUGGUGCUCCUGCAACAUCUUCUCCACCCAGGACCACGCCGCCGCAGCCAUCGCCCGUGACUCCGCCGCCGUGUUCGCGUGGAAAGGAGAGACUCUCCAGGAGUACUGGUGGUGCACGGAGAGAGCUCUUGAUUGGGGUCCGGGAGGUGGUCCUGACCUGAUUGUUGACGAUGGUGGUGACGCGACGCUCUUGAUCCAUGAAGGUGUUAAGGCUGAAGAGAUCUUUGCCAAGACCGGUCAGGUCCCUGAUCCGACAUCUACUGAUAAUCCUGAGUUUCAGAUUGUGUUGUCGAUUAUUAAAGAUGGUCUUCAAGUUGAUCCCAAGAAGUACCAUAAGAUGAAGGAGAGAUUGGUUGGUGUUUCUGAGGAAACGACCACUGGUGUUAAGAGGCUUUACCAGAUGCAGGAGACUGGAGCUCUUUUGUUCCCUGCCAUUAACGUCAAUGAUUCCGUCACUAAGAGCAAGUUUGACAACUUGUAUGGAUGUCGCCACUCUCUCCCCGACGGUCUCAUGAGAGCCACUGAUGUCAUGAUCGCCGGAAAGGUCGCUGUUAUCUGCGGUUAUGGUGACGUCGGAAAGGGUUGUGCUGCGGCCAUGAAAACCGCUGGUGCCCGUGUCAUCGUCACUGAGAUCGAUCCAAUCUGUGCCCUUCAGGCUCUCAUGGAAGGCCUUCAAGUUCUAACCCUCGAGGACGUUGUAUCAGAAGCUGACAUCUUUUGCACCACCACUGGAAACAAAGACAUCAUCAUGGUCGACCACAUGAGGAAGAUGAAGAACAACGCCAUUAUCUGCAACAUUGGUCACUUUGACAACGAAAUCGACAUGCUCGGGCUCGAGACUUUCCCUGGUGUGAAACGUAUCACCAUCAAGCCGCAGACUGAUAGGUGGGUGUUUCCCGACACCAAGACAGGCAUCAUUGUGCUAGCAGAGGGUCGUCUGAUGAACUUGGGUUGUGCUACUGGACACCCAAGUUUCGUGAUGUCGUGCUCGUUCACCAACCAGGUGAUUGCACAGCUUGAGCUCUGGAACGAGAAGUCGAGUGGGAAGUAUGAGAAGAAGGUGUAUGUUCUGCCUAAGCAUUUAGAUGAGAAGGUAGCUGCACUUCACUUGGGCAAGCUCGGUGCUAGACUCACCAAGCUCACCAAGGACCAGUCUGACUACGUCAGCAUACCCGUUGAAGGUCCUUACAAGCCUGUUCACUACAGGUACUGAGAAGAAAAAAGGACCAAGCUUUGGUUGGGAAAAACAUGAGAUAUUGGUCUUCUUAUGAGGUUGACCAAAUAUUGGUAUGAAUAAGGGGUUGUUGUUAUUGGCUUUGAGAGGCUGUUUCUUUGUUUUGUUUUUCAUUUUAUAUCAUCUCAAGAUGAAUUAGUUUAUGUUUUUACACUCUUGUUAGGCUUUAUCUAAUUGAUGUUCUUUUUUUACUGGUUUUACUUUUCGAACAAGUGAGGAAACAACGUACGUAAAGCUAUCUUCGGCUUCAUGUUAUUAGAGAUCUUUUGUCUGCUUUGAAUUUGU
This is a messenger RNA of Brassica oleracea var. oleracea, 1839 nucleotides long. RefSeq names its product adenosylhomocysteinase 2-like. The record is from RefSeq and is a predicted model, not a curated record. Bases 76 to 1533 code for a protein of 485 amino acids. The transcript is spliced from 2 exons. Gene Ontology annotation, molecular function: adenosylhomocysteinase activity. Gene Ontology annotation, biological process: L-methionine cycle. NCBI's taxonomy places the organism in Eukaryota, Viridiplantae, Streptophyta, Magnoliopsida, Brassicales, Brassicaceae. Gene Ontology annotation, cellular component: cytosol.